AAACAUGGAAGAGUACCAUAACAAUGCAGGUGCACUCUUUCUGUCAAGUCAAAUUUGAUAGACCAUCCAUGGUGUAUUGUUAUUGCCUGUGUUUUACCCAGAGGAUACCUCAGAAGAUUUACUUAACUUGAGCUACAUUUGACAUCACAACUUUGACUAGUUUGUCUUUGGGAAAAGGAAGUUUUUCACAGUUUCAUUCUGAGGAUAAAAGUCCAUAAGAUCAGCAUGACAGACGCUCAAGUGCCGAAAGGAAAUUCUGCAGCCCCUGCGUCGCUGCCCAAUGUUUCCUGGUUUGAAUUCAUUUUAAAUGAAAAUUUGUUAAAGGAGCACCUAAAUCAAGACAAUCCAGAUCCGCCAGCAUGUCAGCUCAUCAUGCAGUUCCUUCAACAAGCAGAGGUAGAGAUGACAUCUGUCAUUCAAACAGCGAAUGAAAAGCUGGGUAAAGUCCAAGGCCCACCGGGUGCUGUGCCUAUACCAGUGAAUAAAGUGGAGGAAGAGCCAAAACCAGUAGAGCCCACAAAGAAAGUUCGUGCGCUUCGACUUUUGGCCUUGAAAGUUGGCAGUCAUCUACAUUGGAACCUCAUGGUUAUGGAGAAAGGGGUUCCCACGCCAAUACUGCAGGCUCUCCUGAUUGAGUUACUGCAGGUUUGUGUGCCCGACGUCAUUGACAACAUUCAUAACCCUGACCUGGAAGUGUCCGCUCUGUCGGAGAUAGGAUUCUUUGUGGUCCACUUGUUCCAUCGGUGGUGUGUUCGCAGUGUUGUGAGAGAUAGCUUCCCAACAAAGCCAGUCAAGCAAGGUUUUAUGACUGCGCCUGGCCAGGUGGAUCCAGCAAUAGCCAUGGCUCAAGCUGCUGACACCAUCAUCAGAAAGUUCAAAGAGGACCUCCCUGCAUCUAUCAGCUUUCUGGAAAACUGCCUGACAUUAUUAGAGACGGAGCAUGACAGUGCCCGCAUGCCCACAUCAGCUUGCUUCAGCCUGCCCAGGGAGGAAACAGAUGCUCAGUUGCUGUGGCAGAACACCCAAGAUGUCCCUGCUCAAGAAAUGACCUGUCAGAUCUGCUUUGACCUUGGCGCAGUGUACUUUUUCAAAGGUGAAUACAGAAAGGCAUAUGAAAAGUUCAGAGUUUGCAAACAGUUGCACAAUCAGUUGAAAAGUCCAGUGUACUGUUUCAUUGACUUGGAUCGCCUCCGAGGCUACCUCACCAGCUGUAGUAGUUUGCUCGGUGUCACAUCAGAUACAAAAUCAACCAAUCUCUUCGACAGAGUUGAAUUGUCAAGGAAAAAAGACUUCCAGGGCAUUGUUGAAAUUCUCUGUGAGGAUAAUUUGAAACAAGAGCUGGAUAUGGCCUACAGAGGAAAUCUUCAGGAGGAGCUUCUCAAGAGACAGAUGUCUACGCUGCAUGUUAAUGUAUACUUGUGCAAUGUAGUGCGAACGGUCGUGGAGGGCAAGGCUUUAGUUUCGCCCAUUCUGGAAACCCUCAAGAAUGCUGACUCGUACAUCCUGACGUUUCUCAUUGAGUUGCUCAGCAAUGUCAUGAAGGGAGCUUCCACCAACCAGAGAUCAAACUUGAAGUGCUUCAUUUGGCACUUAAUCGAGCUACUGCCUGUAGAGAGUGCAUUUUCUCAGCAUGUCUUAACUUCUGAUCUGGCUACCUACUUCAAUGAGGCUGAGAUUGCUGAACUGGCUGUCGAUGACGUUGACAGCAACAAUUUGUACCUGCACGAUAUGGCCAUGGAGGAUGCUACUGCGAUGACCAGUUAUCCUUCUACCAGGGAAUCUUCUUACAACAUGAGCGAUGUUGAAGGUCAACUGCUGGCCGUCUAUGACCCGAAGCUCAUCAAAGACAUUUUGACGGAGAUGUAUCAAAAUAGAGGCCUCAAUGCCAUGCAAAUUAUCUCUCUCAAUGAAAAGUGGCAAGUCCCUAAAGAAUUAAGACAGAUGUUGGAAUCUUCCAGCAUGGAUAAAGUGCGAGAGUUUGAACGCAUCUACAUCUACAUUCUGGUGGCCAAGGCAAGACAUUGCAUGGAUCUGAGGAUUUAUGAGAGGGCACGGCAGCUUCUCCGUGUGGCAGAGUCCAUCCUGUCUGAUCUGUCAUACGUUGGGGCCAAACACGUGGGCUGGCAGGUGCUGCUGGCUGAACUGAGCCAGUUUUCCUUCAACCAGAUGGUCAGCGAGGAGCUCAGCAUGCCGGACCUGGUCAUGCAGGCGAAGCAGUGCAUCACGCUCAUACGCCUGGGUCAAGAUAUAACUCCCAGUAUAGAAGUCAUUGAGCACUGUUCAGCCUUCCUGUGUAACAUCCGGGAGUGGGGAUAUCUCUCAGAUCUCUGCAACACUGCCGAUGGCUUCAUUGAGCUUUCCCGGUUCAUGGCAUGCCUGGUCAAAGAGAUCGUACAAAAGAAAAAUGUACGCAAGCAAGCUCGUGAGCUGUGGGAUGCUGUCCUAGGAGUGUAUCAACCAGGAAAUGCCAAGCGACCCCAGACCACUCGAGACAGUGCAAUGAGGAGGGACCAACAGUACGGACUGCUGCCACGAAAUCUUUUCAUCAGCUUCGUUCAGAAAAUCAAAGAGCCUAUGCUCCUCUCCAUCCUCAUUUCUCUUUUCACCAAACUCUACUGCAUCCUCAAGGAUGAUAUCACAAGUGAGAUUAACACAGAAUACGUGAAUCUGUGGCCGACGGCGAUAAACGUAUCCAUUGGCACCGUGUCUUCUGUGGAGGAAACCAUGAAGAUGCUACUGUCUCACAGUUUGAGGGUGGACCCCACUCAGCCUGCCUGGCUGAGAACACAGGCAGACAUCUACUUUGUAGAAGGCCAGCAUUCUACGGCAAUGAAAUUUUACCUUGAGUCAGGUGUGGUUGCCACCGACUUCUUCACCUGUCCUGUGCCCAAGUCUAUCUAUGACGACACUAUCUACCGACGUAUGAUCAAGUGCUGCUCGUAUCAGCAGUGCCACACCCAGGUGGCCGUGCUGUGUCAAUUCCUCGACGAGGUGGACUACAGCACUGCCUUCAAAGCCUUGCAAGAACGGAAUGUCUACGACGCCAUGGACGCCUACUACUGCUGCCUUUGGGAUGUCAGUAUACUAGAAUUUCUGGUGCACUUGCACACCCGAAAGGGAGAGAUGGACAAACGUCAGGCUGCCCUCCGCGCUCUCAGUCAGAUGGACAUCAAUUCCAACAACCCAGAUCAGAUUCAGCGCCGGGCUGUCCAUGUACGAAAGACGAAAUUCCUCAGGGCCUUAGCCAAGCAGUACCUGGGCUAAAAAUCUGUAAAUUGAGCUGCAGUGUAGUUAUACCCGACGCUAUCACGGCCCACCUCUUGUAUCUGACCAGCCCAUAUUACUUCAGGGUAGUGCUUGUUUCAUGUCUGGAUGUUUCUGGAACUUCAACUAUCCUACAGUGAAUGUUCCCAAAUUUCUUCUUUCAUUUGGUUAUUUCUGGUCCAUAGUCCAGUAAUGUCUUUUAAGUUCUUCGGCAUCAAGUGCCACCCUUGUUCCAUGGGGACUAAAAGGUCACUUGAAAGGUUAAGGCAUCUCAUUGUACUGAUGUCAAUAACUUUGCUGUUUAUCACUUUGGAAAUGUGGGUCUUCAAAUUUUAUCAUGAACACUAGUAACAUCUGCUUACAUGUUAAAGGGCAUUCCUGUGACAGGCCUAGGAAAAAGGCAAAUUACACUACUCCAUUUUACCCUGAGUUAUUUUGCUGGGGGGGGGUCGUGGUCAUUACGAUUAAACUACAUGUUUGUGCUGCCCAGCCCUUGGACAAGACCAUAAUUUCCAUGUUUCUUGUUUCUUUCUUUUCUUUCUUUAGUUCUUCAGUCAUUUCUAUUGUUGAACUGACUCAUGUCAGAGUCAUAUCCAUCUCAACUCAUCUUGAUUGGGACCACUCGUGUAGGGUGGAAUGCAAUGAUGACAGGUCACAUGUCGUCACAGAACUUACUGUGGCAGUAAUUUGUGUACAGAGGCACCAGCUAAGGUAGUUGCAUUGUCUGUAAAUUUCUGGUUUUCUGAUACUUUAAGUCUCUAGAUUCUCAUGAAAUGGCCAGUUGCCUUUGCACUUUUCAUUUAGAUCACUCCUGAAGUGAGAAGAGUGAUUGUGACAUCUUAUUUAUGGUUUAAAAACUGAACAUUCGAUCAAUAUUAAUGUACAAGCUUUGCAAUCUUAAAAUGAAACGGUAAAUUUAGGCAAUUAUUGUCAUAAUUUUAUCAUGUAUGUAUGUUUUUGCUAAGUCAAACAGCAGUAUUAUAUUUGUGUAAAGUUUCUACUGAACAGGCUUUCACAUCGCUGGCACCUUAAUGACCUUUGAUGAAGGCAUAAUGGGGGAAAAAAACUGUCUUUAGAUACAUUUUGAUUUAAUAUUGAAGAAAUAAAGAGGGAGAAAGAAGAAACUUGUUUUGAAAGGUAAAGAUUCGUAAUUUUUAUGACAUAUUUGUUAAAGCUAUAAUCUUUGUUUCAGGUCCUCAUUUAGUUAUAAUUUUAUAGUCGACGUGUGAGAGAGAAAGACAACAGAAAGUGAAAGAAAGAGAGUUCCUAUGGUUUGGCACUGUACUGCAUUUUUUUGAGUGUGGGGUUGGGGGUUUUUUUAUAUAUCGAAUAUAUGUGUGCGCAGUGUUCAUAACCUUAUAAAAGUUAUAUACUCAAUUGCCUUUUGUUCACUUCCUAUACUUAUUCUUUUCUUAUUUUUGUUGUAUAACAUUCUGAAACCAAAGUUAGCUUGAAAUACUGUUACUUGAAUUAAUGUUGACAAUAUAUUGUGUUCAUAGUAUAGAUCUGUUAUAAAAAAACUGUGUUCUCCUUUUUCCCGUCUUCAUGUAACAUGUAAUCAUAAAUCAUACCUCUCACUACUUAUGAAGAGUUUUAGAGCAAAACCCUGGACGUCUAAAAAUAGUGUCAUUUUAUUUUAAAAAGCAACUUUUUGUCUUCAUGGCACAUACAAUAUAAUAUAUAAUAUACUUUUUUUUAAAUUAAAAAUUUUGGUACCAAAAGUUGUUGUGUAAUAUAUGUUUUCAAGUAUGAGAACAUGGGAUAACGAGACGUGCAUUAUAAGUUUUGAGUGAAUGUCUUAGAAUUUAUUAUAAUAGAGCUAUAUUUACUGCCUUUUGAGUUUGCUCUUUUGAGUUUGUGCGUUAUAUUCUGUACCUCUAUUCUGUAUCCUUUUGUCUUUGCUGUGGAUGUAUUUUUUUCUUCUGUUUUCUCUAAUUAUGAGAUUGCUGAUUUAUGAGUUACUGUGACAACAUGGUGCCUUGAUACCUUGUAAGUGUACAUGUGUUUGGAGGGUGGGGGGUGGGGGUAUAUUUUCAAGUAUGCAAAAUGUGUGUUGGGCCAUGGUGUAAAAUUUUUUGAGGUUAUGUAGAAAUACAUGCUGAAUGCUCAGUCACGGGUAAUUUGGUGUGAUUGAGUGUGAGUGAUAGUGAUGGUGUAUGCUCAAGGACAUGAAGAGAUAAAAAGGGGUGAUGAGGGUGGCAGAUGAUUGAAAGGUCAUAUUGAUCUUCAAAGAUGUUUGUGUUAUUUUAGCUGACAGUUUGUUUCUCUAUGUGACCUUUGCUUUAAAAAUGUCUUUGAUUCAAUGUGGGUUAUCCCACGUUUGAUCACAAGAGAGCCUUUUUAUAAUUUCAUGAUUAUAUAUAUAUAUAUAUAUAUAUAUAUAUAUAUAUAUAUAUUUAUAUUAUAUAUCAAUGGCUGAGCACAAGAAGUGACUUUAUCCACUUUUGGUCGAAAUGGAGAAAUCGCUCUUUUACCUCUGUAAAUAUGUAAGCCAUAGCUGAAUUUGGUAUAGUCACAUUCAUUUUUCUUUUUUGACUAUGUUAUGGAGAUUUCAAGAUCAAAAUUUCAAACUUGUUUUUCUCGAAACUUUGAAAAGUGGACAUGGUCAUUUCUUGCAAUCAGUCGUCAAUAUGUUAUUUGAUGCAGUAUCAAAUGAAAAGAAGGUAUCAUUUGUGAACUAUGUUGUAUGAUCAGAAUUACUUGUAUAAUUUGAUGUCUGUUAAUAAAAGUGAAUAAAUAGCU
Molecule: messenger RNA, 6006 nt
Organism: Aplysia californica (California sea hare)
Lineage: Eukaryota; Metazoa; Mollusca; Gastropoda; Aplysiida; Aplysiidae
Product: integrator complex subunit 8
Exons: 21
Coding region: 226-3264 (1012 amino acids)
Biological process (GO): snRNA 3'-end processing
Cellular component (GO): integrator complex
Source: RefSeq, a predicted model, not a curated record